AUGGCUCCCUUGCUAUCGAGUUUCCAACAGGUCCGAGGAGCCAAAAGCAACCCCCAGGCGCAAGGUAAAAAGGCGAAGGGAAAGGCCAAGAAGGAUAAAAAGGGCCCCAGAGAUUUCAAGCAGAAGGACCUGAAGGAUAUGGAGCAGUUCGCGCUCUGUGAUGCGAUAAGGUAUAUUCGUGCCUUCGAAGUUGGAAGAGAACCAACGAUCUCGAAAUAUGAGAUCCACAUCCGCCUUAGAACGAAGCGAGACGGACCCGUCAUCCGUAACAUGCUCAGAUUUCCCCAUUCCGUCCAGACCGAAUCGCGGAUCUGCGUUGUGUGCCCAUCAGGAUCAAGACACGAGAAGGAGGCCCGCGCGGCCGGGGCUGUUUUGGUAGGAGAAAGUGAUGUUUUCGAUGCAGUCAAGGCUGGCAAGAUUGAAUUCGACCGUUUGAUCUGUCACCCCGACAGCCUGGACGCUUUAAACAAAGCUGGACUUGGUAGGAUUCUGGGUCCUAGAGGUUUGAUGCCAAGCGUCAAAACGGGCACUGUGGUCGAAGAUGUGGCUUCCAGAGUUGAGAUGCUCCGCGGUGGUACCGUUUACAGGGAGCGUGAUGCUGUCAUCCGUCUCCCCAUCGGGCAAUUAGCAUUCUCUCCCGAGCAAUUGAGGGACAAUCUGCGCGCUACGAUCGAGCAGGUCAAGAAGGAUGCGGCUGCCCUCAAUGACCGCAUUGUGAAGGAGAUCCAUGAAGUUGUUCUGAGCUCGACCAACGGCCCCGGCUUCAGUUUGAAUGGAGAAUUCACAUCCGAAAAUUCCCCCGAUCCCGCAUCUUUGCGCGGCCUGUAA
Molecule: messenger RNA, 828 nt
Organism: Aspergillus clavatus NRRL 1
Lineage: Eukaryota; Fungi; Ascomycota; Eurotiomycetes; Eurotiales; Aspergillaceae
Product: mitochondrial 54S ribosomal protein uL1m
Exons: 3
Coding region: 1-828 (275 amino acids)
Source: RefSeq, a predicted model, not a curated record